GUUUGCAGCACAACGCAAUGGAUGGUGCGCAACAGGCUCAUCUUUGAAGGAGAACCAACAUCGGUAGAGCAAAGUUGCGUCGAGUUCCGGGUGACGGGAGUUCGUCAGUUGAAGGCAAUAGCAAGGAGGGACAAGAUGAGUCCACAAACAGUUGAACAAGGCAAGUUGAUGGAGGACUGUAUCGACAGUUUUCUAUUAAUCCUUGAACAACCAGGACAAGUACGGGUAAGCAGCAUGCAGCUACCAAGAGAAUCGCCAUUAGUGGUGAUGAUGAAAUCUUCUUUAGGAUUUUAA
Phytophthora sojae is the source of this 294-nucleotide messenger RNA. RefSeq lists its product as hypothetical. The annotation marks the transcript as partial. The record is from RefSeq and is a predicted model, not a curated record. The transcript has a single exon. Lineage: Eukaryota; Oomycota; Peronosporomycetes; Peronosporales; Peronosporaceae.